Molecule: messenger RNA, 1479 nt
Organism: Rhododendron vialii
Lineage: Eukaryota; Viridiplantae; Streptophyta; Magnoliopsida; Ericales; Ericaceae
Product: RNA pseudouridine synthase 4, mitochondrial-like
Exons: 4
Coding region: 17-730 (237 amino acids)
Source: RefSeq, a predicted model, not a curated record
CCUAUAACCCCACAAAAUGAAUCUCUCCUCCGCCCUCCUCCGCCGCGCCGUCCAACCGUUCGCCGCCGCAUCUCGAGGCUUAGCCUUUCAGGAAUUUCAAUCUCAAUACAGCACCUCCACGACCGAUGCGGUGGCUGAAAGGAAAGAUGAGAAGUCUAAGGACAAGUUGUUCACCUUACCGCCGUUCAAUAAUUCGACCGUCGACGGCGCUUUGCUUGGAAAGGAGCUGUCAGGACGGCGUUCUGAUGACGCCGUUACCGCCACCACGGCGCUUAAGUGGGUCCUACGGUGCUGCCCUCAGCUUCCGAGGUCUCUUGUGCAGAAACUCUUUCGCCUGAGACAUAUUCGAAGAGAAUCAUCUGAUUUGGCAACGAGUUCUGAUUUGGGUGUUCGAACACACGAACAUAAGCUUUCAAGGGUAGCUGCGAAAGAUCCAAUGAAUGUAGGAGAUCAGACAUUUCUUUCUAUAACUGUUAGAGAGUUUCCCUCAAAGACUGAGAAACAAGAGUGCUUUUGCGACGAAGAAGAAAUGGAAUUUCUCCGCAGUCUUGAGUUGUAUAAGGAUUCAGCCAUUAUUGUUGUGAAUAAACCCCCUGGAAUGCCUGUUCAGGUUAGCUAUCGGCAUCUUCAAUCUUAUAUUUAUCUGUGUACUGACAAAUUGUGGCCAUUGAGUCACCUUAUUCAACUAAUGUAUCUUGACAGGGUGGAGCAUAAGAAACAGUUUAGAUGAACUAGCUGCUAGUUAUUUGAGAUAUGAUUUCAUAGAACCCCCUCGACUGGUGAGCUUUAAUUUAAGUUCGGUAUAGAUGGUUUGUAUUAGAAUAGUAGCAUAGCUUUAUUGCGAUAGAAAAGCUUGUUAUAUUUCCACUCUGACCCCUUGUUAUAUGACUCUUUCUAUAUGUGGUGGAACCAAUGCCCCUAAAAUGUGUUAUAUACCAGAACUAUUAGUUACACCACAAAUACAAGUGGUCAUGCGACAAUAAUUCAAAGUGUGUUAUCCCCUGGUUGAAUUGGUGCAUUGGGAUUAUUAUUUUAUUUUCCCCCCUUCCCUCUGUCUUUUUUGACAGCAUUUCCUAUAGUCAAUUACUACUGGGAUGAAAGCCUGGGGGCUCUCAAUAAUCCUCUCUAAUCUGUUUACAAGUUUGUUUCUUAUUGGGUGCACAGACUGGAUAGAGAUAUUAGUGGCAUCUUGGUUAUGGGGAGGACACAAACAAGUGCCAGAGUAUUGCAUUCUAACUUUCGCUAGAGAACUUCUGGAGCAUCAAGCGAUGUGUGUGUUUUUACUCACCUUUCUUGUCCCUUUUUCUUUCAAAGGAAUAGAAUUGCAUCACUGCAUCUUCUUCUUCAUUGUCCCCUUCUUUUUCUACUGUCGCCUUUGUGAGCUAUAUCUUAUAAAUUUACCUUUUGCAGGAUCUGCAAAAUAUAAAGAGAACAUUGCAAAGAAGGUAUUGGGCACUUGUCAUUGGGUCCCCAAGACGC